AUGAGGUGUGUUGCUCAUGAGAACAAAGCUGGCUGGAACGGGAAGCCUCUCCAGUUGCUCCUCACCGGCGAGGAGUGUCCUGUGCAGACUGGCGCUUUGGGAAGAAGAAUGUUUCAGACAUUUAGAAAAUGGUUCUGGUCGGAGAGAUUCUGGCUUCCUCCGACAAUCAAGUGGUCAGACCUGGAAGAUCAUGAAGGGCUUGUCUUCGUGAAAGCAUCCCACUUGUACAUCACAAUUCCAUAUGCCCUUCUCCUAAUGGUCAUCAGAUACUUCUUUGAAAAGUUUGUUGCUACGCCUCUAGCAAAUGCAUUUGGUAUUCAUAAGACACAGCAUAAAAUCAAACCUAAUGCCAUCUUAGAGAACUUUUUCAAGCAUUCCACAAGCAAACCAUCACAUACUGAUGUUUAUGGACUGGCAAAGAAAUGUAACUUGACAGAGCGCCAAGUUGAAAGAUGGUUUAGGAUUCGGCAGAAGCAAAACAAGCCUUGCAGGUUGCAGAAAUUCCAGGAAUCUUGCUGGAGAUUUACAUUUUACUUCGUGAUAACUGUGGCCGGAGCUGCAUUUCUUUAUGAUAAACCAUGGGCGUACGACCUCUGGGAGGUUUGGCGUGACUAUCCCAGACAGCCCUUGCUGUCGUCUCAGUACUGGUACUACAUCUCGGAGAUGAGUUUUUAUUGGUCACUGGUGUUUAGCCUGGGCUCUGAUAUCAAGAGGAAGGAUUUCCUCGCUAAUGUCAUCCACCACCUGGCAGCCAUUAGUCUGAUGAGCUUCUCCUGGUGUGCUAAUUACAUUCGCAGCGGGACCCUCGUGAUGUUUGUUCAUGACAUAUCUGACAUUUGGCUAGAGUCUGCUAAGAUGUUUUCCUAUGCUGGAUGGAAGCAGACCUGUAACAUCCUGUUCUUCAUCUUUGCCAUUGUUUUCUUCUUUAGCCGGUUCAUUAUUUUUCCUUUCUGGAUUCUGUACUGCACCCUGAUCCUGCCUCUGCACUAUCUCAAGCCCUUCUUCUCCUACAUCUUCCUCAACCUCCAGCUCUUGAUCCUUCAGGGGCUCCAUGUCUACUGGGGUUACUUAAUCCUGAAGAUGCUCAACAGAUGCAUAUUCACAAAGAAUAUCCAGGAUGUGAGAAGUGACAACGAAGAGGAAGAAGAGGAGGAGGAGGAGGAAGAGGAAGAAGAGAGCACCAAAAGUAAAGAGACAGAGUAUUUGAAGAAUGGCCUUGGGACCAACAGGCAUCUCAUUCCCAAUGGUCAGCACGGCCGUUAG
Molecule: messenger RNA, 1263 nt
Organism: Apodemus sylvaticus (European woodmouse)
Lineage: Eukaryota; Metazoa; Chordata; Mammalia; Rodentia; Muridae
Gene: Cers3
Product: ceramide synthase 3
Exons: 11
Coding region: 1-1263 (420 amino acids)
Biological process (GO): ceramide biosynthetic process
Cellular component (GO): membrane
Molecular function (GO): DNA binding; sphingosine N-acyltransferase activity
Source: RefSeq, a predicted model, not a curated record